AUGUCAUCUGCCCUAUACAAACAAAACACAAAUUUUACUCAUUCCACGGGUUCCUUUUUGCAAAGUGCACCUGUUGAGUUGACCACAGUAAGUGGAUAUCAAGAGUUUCUGAAAAAGCAACAGAAGAAAAACAACGAAAUUCAAACAGUAUUAAGCGAAGAUAAAUCGCACGGUUAUGUGCUGAAGGACGGUGAAGUCAUUGCUAAUAUCAUUGGUGAGGCUAAAGACUACCUCUUGGAGCUGGCCGGCCAAGCCUGA
Messenger RNA from Saccharomyces kudriavzevii IFO 1802, 258 nucleotides. RefSeq lists its product as uncharacterized. The record is from RefSeq and is a predicted model, not a curated record. The transcript has a single exon. Lineage: Eukaryota; Fungi; Ascomycota; Saccharomycetes; Saccharomycetales; Saccharomycetaceae. The coding region runs from base 1 to 258 and encodes 85 amino acids.